CGUCAUUUCGCCCAAGUUACCUAAUACAUGUCAUUCCACCCCAGAUGCUGCGACUGGAGGCAUUCGUUUUUUUCCCGUGUCUUUUUUUGAGGUGCCACAGGUUGUAACUCGCGAGAUUAAUUCAUGUACAUAUUUGAUGUAUUGGUGGCUAUACAGAGUUCCGUUAUUUAUUUCUAAACCGAGGUACACACUCACCCUCUCUUUUUCUCUCCCUAAUCCCGCUAGGAUCGCCGUUGCAUACAUAUUAUAGUAUACAAUUACACACCCUUAAUCAUUAUAAUCAUGUCCAUUGGCAUCGCACGUCAAGACGGCGAGCAUGGCAUAUGAAUCCCCUUCCUCCUCCUCCUCUAAACCUAAGGUGACCUUCCUUACUGGUAGGCGCCAUCACAAUUAUGGCUUCCCUCCUGAAGCUUUCGAUUACACGAGACUACCUGACGUCGAUCGCGAAUUUCUCCCACCCGAACACCUCGCCGCUUUCGCUGCCGCCCUGAACGCUCCCGAACCAGCAAAUGGCGUAACAGAUGAUACCGCGUCGUUGAAAAGCCCUAUUACAAGAAGCUCGGGUAGUCUGGAGCUAACACGGUCCGGUUCAGUAGCAUCUGUCGAUACUACGGCCCCCUUUCCCGAGGGCGCCACGACCCAGAAUGGCUCCCAGAGCGGCAUGUUCAUCACGGCGCAGAACGACUGGGCUCCGGUGAACGAAAAAGUAUCUAAACACGGUCGCAGAAAGAAGAGGAAAAAGACCACGCUAGGCCGUCGCACCGUAGACGAGACUCGGGAAGGUUACCUAUAUGGGCUGCUAAAAUGGCCGCUCCUCUUCUUCGUGGGUAUGUGGAUUAUAGGACUAGCCGCAUCGUAUCUAUGGACGCGGUUCUACAUCUUCGUAUACGAAUACUUCAUCGCCUGGAGAGGGAAACGGGAAAAGCUGCGCCAGAACAUGAGAGCUGCUAGCAGUUACCAGGAAUGGGUCAAGGCGGCCAAAGAGCUGGAUUCGUUCCUAGGAAAUUCGCAAUGGAAGGAAGAAAACGAGUUCGCGUACUACGACUCCAAGACGGUCCGGCGCGUCUGGGAGCAACUCCGCAAACAUCGGAAAGCUGCCGAGGCGCAGGAAGCAAAACUGGCGGGUGCGCCUGGGUAUGAAAAGGGGGAUGUAUCUGGGAAGGGUGAACAUCGCAAAACGGUCGAAGAGCUGAAGGCUUUGACGGAAGCCUGCGUGAAGAAUAACUUUGUCGGAGUAGAGAAUCCCAGGCUUUACAGCCAGACAUAUUACGGGACUAAAAACUUGGUUCAAAAUUUCGUAGAUGAAGUGGAGAAGAGCGUACGCUUCCUGGUCCAUACCAAACAGCUAUCGUUGGAAGAAAAGCGGGCAAUAUUCAAACGAAUGCACGCAAACUUCGGACGCACUGCGUUAUGUCUGUCUGGCGGUGCCUCUUUCGCAUACUACCACUUCGGCGUUGUCAAAGCGCUGCUCGACGCAGACUUACUACCAGACGUCAUUACAGGCACGAGCGGCGGCGCUUUAGUAGCAUCUCUCGUAGCGACACGGACUAACGACGAGUUGAAACAGCUGUUAGUGCCCGCGCUGGCGCAUAAGAUCAAAGCUUGCUCCGAGCCGAUCAGCACCUGGUUCCCGCGAUGGUGGAAGACGGGUGCGCGAUUCGAUUCCGUCGAAUGGGCGCGCCAGAGUAGUUGGUGGUCCCGCGGGUCGACGACGUUUAGGGAGGCGUACCAGCGCACGGGAAGGAUACUCAAUGUUAGUUGCAUUCCCGCCGAUCCACACUCGCCGACCAUCCUCUGCAACUACCUCACGUCGCCCGACUGCGUCAUCUGGUCUGCCGUCUUAGCAUCUGCCGCCGUUCCCGGGAUCCAGAAUCCUGUAGUUCUCAUGAUGAAGAACCCAGAUGGCUCGCUGGUACCGUAUUCGUUUGGUCACAAGUGGAAAGACGGCAGUUUGCGGACGGAUAUACCUAUUAAGGCACUUAAUCUACACUUCAACGUCAAUUUCACCAUCGUCAGCCAAGUCAACCCGCACAUAUCCCUAUUCUUCUUCUCGUCCAGAGGCACAGUCGGGUCCCCCGUAACCCACCGCAAGGGCCGCGGCUGGCGUGGCGGAUACCUAGGCUCCGCAACAGAACAGUACGUAAAACUAGACCUAGCAAAAUGGCUCAAGGUCCUUAAACAUCUGGAACUCCUCCCACGGCCCCUCGGCCAGGACUGGUCGCAAGUCUGGCUACAACAAUUCAGCGGGACCAUUACGCUCUGGCCACGGACACAUGCCAGCGACUUCCUGCACAUACUAUCGGACCCCGACAUGGAUAGGCUAGCGCGCAUGCUGCACGAGGGCCAGCAGAGCGCGUUCCCGAAGCUCAAGUUCAUCGGGAAUAGGUUGAAAGUCGAGCGGCUGAUUGAGCAGGGCAGACGGGAGACGCUGGCAGGGGUCAGGAGAGGCAGUAUUGAGAGUAUCAUCGACGAGGAGGAUUUAAGGGGGUUACUGAAAGGGGGCGGUGGGACUACAGAUGAUGAGACGACCGAGGGGACGGAGGAUGUAGAUGAGGAAGCUGUUGAAGACGGGGAUGCAGAGGUUAGAUUUGAAAGUGCGGAGAAGGGUGUAAAGACGGAUUAGAAGAUGAUGCUGUGAACCGUGGUUCUGUAUUUUAUAAUUUGUUUCUCUCGGUCAAGCGUGAGGUGCAUAGUGUAGGUAGGGUAUGUAUACAUAGGUAGGAGUUGGUCGAUGAUUCCCCGUGCCUUGGCCGAAGAAGUAGAAGGGAGAGUGGCCAGGUAGGUACCUAAUUAGCAUUAUUUAGAUUUAGCUGGGGUUCUCUAUCGGAUCUAGGUUAGGGACUUGAAAUCAUGGGAAAUAUAAGAAGUUCAAAUAUAAUGAGUUCUCUGUAA
This is a messenger RNA of Daldinia loculata, 2892 nucleotides long. RefSeq names its product patatin-like phospholipase domain-containing protein. Gene Ontology annotation, molecular function: triacylglycerol lipase activity. The transcript has 2 exons. The record is from RefSeq and is a predicted model, not a curated record. Gene Ontology annotation, biological process: lipid metabolic process. Lineage: Eukaryota; Fungi; Ascomycota; Sordariomycetes; Xylariales; Hypoxylaceae. The coding region runs from base 317 to 2623 and encodes 768 amino acids.